Molecule: messenger RNA, 1268 nt
Organism: Betta splendens (Siamese fighting fish)
Lineage: Eukaryota; Metazoa; Chordata; Actinopteri; Anabantiformes; Osphronemidae
Product: histone H1.0-B
Exons: 1
Coding region: 236-823 (195 amino acids)
Biological process (GO): nucleosome assembly; negative regulation of DNA recombination; chromosome condensation
Cellular component (GO): nucleosome; nucleus
Molecular function (GO): nucleosomal DNA binding; double-stranded DNA binding; structural constituent of chromatin
Source: RefSeq, a predicted model, not a curated record
CUGUGGAAUAAGACACUUAAGUGAUCGCGCGCGCGACCGCGUCACUUUGCGGACAUUUAUAACAUCUUUAUAUUUAUAGAGAAACCCUUUUCGCGGUGCAAACUCUGACUUUCUCGGGAAAAGCUUUGUUCCCGCGCGUCACGCAUUUCGCCGUUUCCGACGCUCCCGUGCGGCAGCCGAGCCGAGAGGAAUUACACCUCCAGGACUUUGUGAACUUACUCAACACAAAGUCACCAUGGCAGAGACGUCGGCGGCUCCGGCCAAGGCGAAGAAAGCGUCCAAGCCCAAGAAGGCUGCGUCUCAUCCCAAGUACUCGGACAUGAUCAAAGCGGCCAUCGUCCACGACGCCAGUCGGAGCGGAGCGUCCCGCCAGUCCAUCCAGAAGUACGUGAGGAAGAACUACAAGGUGGGCGACAACGCCGACGUGCAGAUUAAAAUGGCACUGAAGCGGCUGGUGGCGUCCGGGAUGCUGCGCCACACCAAAGGCAUCGGCGCGUCCGGCUCGUUCCGGCUCACCAAGCCCGAAGACUCCAAAAAGUCCGCCAAGCCGGCGGCACCGGCCAAGCCCAAGAAGGCGGCGAAGCCCGUCAAGCCCAAGAAGGCGGCCAAGCCCAAGAAGGUGCCCAAGACCCCGGAGAAGCCCAAGAAGGCGGCGGCCAAGAAGGUGAAGAAGGUCGCGAAGAAGGCGACGCCGGCGAAGGCGAAGAAGGCGCCGGCGAAGAAAGCCAAGGCGACCAAAGCGAAGGCGAAGCCCGCGAAGAAGGCGGCGAAGCCCAAGGCGAAGUCCCCCAAAAAGGCAGCCAAGUCUGCGAGGAAGAAGUAAAAACGGACAAUAGCCCGCACAGCAGCACUGUACAUAUUUAAGAAAGUGUUUUCGUAUAUGUAUUAUUUUUGUAAGGUCUCCUGUAAACUUCUGCGGUUUUCUAGUAGUUCUCUCAAUUGCACUAUAGCCUAAAGAAGCUGUAGAAACCAGUGAACGUUUGACGUUAAUCACGCUGAGGUCCGUCUGAUCCUCGGACACAUGUUGGCGAGUUAAAGGAAUAGUCUGCGUGUACAUUUGGACUAAACAGACAGUGUUUGACUGCUGAGCGUAGUGGAGGCUGACAGUUCAUCCUAAAGGCGCUAGUUGUUGUUCAAGCUCCAUGUGUACAUUUUCUCAUGUCCACGCGGCUCCUAACAAACAUCCCACCGUGUCCGGUCACUUUUAAAGACUGUUUAUACUUCAGCCCAAUAAACCUUUGCCAUCUUCUAUUAAAUGCUUUUGUGAA